AUGUCAGGAGAGACGAAUAAAGAAGACGUUUCACAAAUGGAAAUAGUCGGGAAUGACAAUAUGGAUAGUAAUAAUAAUGAUAAUAAUAAUAGUAAUAAUAAUAAUAAUAGUAAUAAUGAAAACGAAUUUACAGAUAAUCCUGAAAGUGAUGUUAAGGAAAUUGUACGUACUUUCAUUAACAACACACUUGAUAAAUUCAUAGAAAUCAAUUCAAAACGAGAUAGUAUAAUGAGCACUUCGAGUAAAUUGAAUCAAUCUAGCAAAGAAAAUGGAAUGGAUUUGUUGAGAAUGGAAGUGCAAUCAGUUCGUUAUAUUAUUGAAAAAUUGGAUAAACACUUAAAACUACAUUUAACACAACAAAUUAGUUAUGAGGAGAAAUUAUCCAUGUUAGAAGUUAAGCUUAAUGAAUAUAAAAACAUUUCAAAACCUACAUUGAAACAAAAUCGUUCAAGUUUCGUUUACCAAGAUACAAUACAGAAAACUGAAAGAGAUCUUAUUGAAAAGAAUUCUGUUGGAACAUCAAUGCAUGAUUUAAUAAAAACUGAAGAAAUGAGUUCAGUGAUUGAAAGAAGACAAUCACAAACGAAAUCGUUUUCUAAUAAUAAAAACGGAACUAGAAAAUUGUCCCAUGAAAAUGUCAAUAAUAAUAUUCAUAAUAGAAUAAACAGUGAAGAGGAUGAAUGGUACGCAAGACAAUUAGAAGAGAUAAAACACUUACCAAUUCAUGAAAUACUUCAACGUAUAUUACACUGAAAAUUAUGUUGUUGUGAUGGAGAUAAUAAACAUAUUUACUUUAAAAAAUAAUUCACUUUCAUAUUAUUGUAAAUUAUAAUUGUCAACAAAUAUUCAUUGUCUGUAGUUUCUAUGAGUCGAAUAUAUCCUAC
This is a messenger RNA of Schistosoma haematobium, 884 nucleotides long. RefSeq lists its product as uncharacterized. The record is from RefSeq and is a predicted model, not a curated record. Bases 1 to 753 code for a protein of 250 amino acids. Lineage: Eukaryota; Metazoa; Platyhelminthes; Trematoda; Strigeidida; Schistosomatidae. The transcript is spliced from 2 exons.